AUGUCCUUGGCUAAGCUCCCUCUCCUAUUAUCGGGCUUAAUCACGACGUAUAUCAUCCAGACGCCUCCGCAAGCUCGGGUUCUCGCAACUGAACGAGCCAAAGAUGUCGGGUUGCAUGAACGAUACCUGUCGACCUCUGCUCGCAUGAACGUUGAGAUCAUAAAGCGCCUCAUUUAUGAAGAAGAUCAAUCAACUAAGUACUGGGUCACACUCGACGACCAUCUCACUAGUCUUCGCAAGUCGGCUGGAAAUGACGCAAAAAAGCUUGCACGAGUCUUUAGAUCUAUCCUCGACAAUGAUAGGGCAUCACAUGGCAAUAACCCCGCCGCGAUCAACGCUGUUCCCGAAGAUGAAGUAGUAGAUGAACGGCAGCAACAGGUCUGCACAUCAAUACCUUUGCUGGUCGAAGCAGCCGUGAUCCUCGGAAAUCGCUUUCCCUCACACGCGGUUUCGCGGUGGAUCCUCCGGGUCUUUGCACGCAACAAACCGGGUUUCGUUCAACGCCUCGUCCUGUCGCCGACAUUCCUCGCAGCCUGCGCUAUCGGUGUCGCGGGCGGUGCACUCCGCUACCGGUGCUACCGCACGCUCGGUCGCUUCUUCACGCUCGAGCUCGCCGUCCACAAGGGCCACAAACUCGUUACCGAAGGCCCUUAUCGCUACGUGCGCCAUCCAAGCUACACCGCUUGGUCGCUGGGCAGCGUUGGUGUUGGCCUGAUGUCCGUCACGCGCGGCUCGUGGUUGCGCGAGUCUGGGCUGCUAGAGACGCAGUGGGGACGAAUGGCGUUCGCGUUCUGUACCCUGUACAUCUUGUACGGCACCGUAGGUUUGACGGUGCGUGCGCCUACGGAAGAUGAAAUGUUGCGGAGGGAGUUCGGGGAAGAGUGGGAGGCAUACGCCAGACGAGUGCCAUAUAGGCUAGUACCCUAUGUCUUUUGA
Fomitopsis serialis is the source of this 936-nucleotide messenger RNA. RefSeq lists its product as uncharacterized. The transcript is spliced from 4 exons. The record is from RefSeq and is a predicted model, not a curated record. Gene Ontology annotation, molecular function: protein C-terminal S-isoprenylcysteine carboxyl O-methyltransferase activity. Gene Ontology annotation, biological process: C-terminal protein methylation. The coding region runs from base 1 to 936 and encodes 311 amino acids. Gene Ontology annotation, cellular component: membrane. NCBI's taxonomy places the organism in Eukaryota, Fungi, Basidiomycota, Agaricomycetes, Polyporales, Fomitopsidaceae.